This is a messenger RNA of Ochlerotatus camptorhynchus, 915 nucleotides long. RefSeq lists its product as uncharacterized. The transcript is spliced from 2 exons. NCBI's taxonomy places the organism in Eukaryota, Metazoa, Arthropoda, Insecta, Diptera, Culicidae. Bases 43 to 840 code for a protein of 265 amino acids. The record is from RefSeq and is a predicted model, not a curated record.
GGUGGUCAUCAUUUACACAGUUUUAGUUAUUCGCGAGAGUCAAUGUGUCGAAGUGGGAUGGUGUGGCCACCGAAAUCUUCACUGCCGUUAGGCAGAUUAAUGGUGGCAAUUUGUCUUACGGUUUGUGGUUCCCUGGACGCAACGGUUGAUGUGCCAACGAACUGUAUCCAGCACACGGACAUCACUGGGACAUACGAUCAGUACUGGGCUCUGGACGAGAUCGGGAAUCAACGGUCCGAGGAUGUGCCGAUCGAUUUCCACAUGUUUAUCGAGGUGCAUAACUUUGAUGAGGAGAUAGCUAUGCUUCUGUCGAAGGAAGAUCGAUCGUUUGAGCAUCCGGAUUUUGCGAGGACAUACGAGAUCCGGUUGGGGCAUAUCUACACGGUGAUCUACAGGGAGACAUUAAAGAUGAAGGCCUAUCACAGUCCGUUGAAUAAGCUGUUUCCGGGAGAUAAGUUCAAACUACGGAUUCGGAUCUUGAAGGAAGGUAACAUUACGGUUACGCUUGACGAUAACGACAAAAAGCCUGUGUUGAAUGUUUUUGACGUGCAAGGACCGCUGGACGUUCAGUACAUUAGCUUUGGGUCCAGGAUGAAUGCGUACCCGAUAACGUUCCAUUUCAAGUGCGAUCUGGAGAUGCCAAGUACCGAAGGACUGUCGGCGGAAGCACUACUGGGAUGCCCCGUUUGUCCCAAGCAGAAGUGUGAAGUGGUUGUGAAGGCCUGUGCCGAUAAUAAUAAGGAUGCAAGCGCCUUGGACCCCGAGAAGGAAAAGUACUACUUCUACUUCAACAUGUACUUGAAUAAAAAUAAAGGCAAGAGAACCGAUCAGUUGAACUGAACGCCAUCCAGCAUGUAAUUUUUUGCAUAUUUUAUAAUUACAACGUAUCGAUAAAUAAAUACCCCCAAUUUAUUA